Molecule: messenger RNA, 588 nt
Organism: Colletotrichum godetiae
Lineage: Eukaryota; Fungi; Ascomycota; Sordariomycetes; Glomerellales; Glomerellaceae
Exons: 4
Coding region: 1-588 (195 amino acids)
Source: RefSeq, a predicted model, not a curated record
AUGGCCAUUGGAAUGAUCUACGACGAAUGGUACUUUGCUAUCUUUGCCAUGUACAUCAUGAGCCUUGCAGGCCUCUGUGUUGAUCCUAUCCUGCAGGGUUUGUCUCGACGACCCAGUCGUAGCCUAGAUCAUGACUGCUUCAUUUUGGCAACCCCUGACAAGGGUGAGAGGAUGAGGUUUCUUGAAGUGCUGUGGAGGCGCUUGACGCAGCUCAAUCAAGCCCGGGUGACUGUCCCGACUCCAUAUGAACCCAGCCAGGGGCUUCCCUGUCCUAUUCUUGCAAAGCAAAAUUGGGAAGACAAGCAAGUGAGCCACUGGCGAAGCGCACUACAUGCUCACUUAGCGGUGAGAGUGCACGCAGACACAACUGUCCGCCUGUAUCCCUUGCAUGCUGAAACAAAGGCAAAUGUACCCGAGAUUCCGGUCGCUCAUGGCGUACCGACAUCUGACCAUGAGUUUCAUGUCGACAAGAAGGUCUUCCGCAAAACUGCUGACACAAAACAUCCAGCAAAGCAUGGAAUGAACAUCGACACUGAUCCAAACAUCGGUCAAGUGCUCGCACCGGCACCAUCACCCGAAUAUAGGUAG